CCAGGUCUCGGAAAUAAUCCGAAGGAAGAUUAUUUGGACUUCUGAUGUUGGUCAAUUGAAUCUCUCGCUGGAGUUUUAGUUAAACUGCUAACCAGCCAUGAUUUCGAAUAGGAACGAUGGUCACUUGGAAGAAACUAGUUCAUCUUUAGAAGCACAAAAGCUUGCUCAUGUUAUAAGUUCAAAUAUCCAUAAAAUUGCACAAUAUUCUGCAGAAAUCCAAAAGACUUUGAGCUACUUCGGUAAACCUGAGGAUAAUAUUGAACUUCGACACCAGCUUCAGCAGAAGCAGCAGUUAGUCAACCACCUUGCUAAAGAAACUGAGAAGAACUUAAAGGAAUUUGGAUUAAUAAAAUCUUUAACUGACCAGAGGCAAAGGAAGAUAAUGAAAGAUCGUUUAGUAGCAGAAUUCACUACAGCACUCACUAAUUUUCAAAGAAUCCAACGAGAAGCUGCAGAAAAGGAAAAAGAAUUUGUAGCAAGAGUACGUGCUGGCUCACGACUGUCUCAAGGUUUACCUGAUAACGAAAAUGAUGCGAAACUGUUGUCAAUUGACCGUCCAAAUCAGGUUCAAGAUGAAAUAGAAGAUGGAAUUACAGUGGAGGACUUGGAGCUUAUCAAAGAACGAGAGUCUGCAAUUAGGCAGCUGGAGUCUGAUAUCCUGGAUAUUAACGAAAUAUUUAAAGACUUGGGAAUGAUGAUUCAUGAGCAAGGAGAUCUAGUUGUAAGCAACUAUUGUCACAUUGGAGGAGGGCCAAAUUACCCUAAGGAUACUGUCCCUUUAGGAAAUUGCAUUCAUGUGAGUUCAAGAUUUUUUUUUUUUGUUGUUGUGUUCUAAAAUAUUUUCUGAAGAGCUUUGCAUGUAUAAAUCAGCUGUGUUAUCGUCAGUCUAUAAUAGUCUCUCUCAGUUGUGUAUUACUUCAAACUUUGGCUGGUAUGGCACUGGAAAGAGUUGAUUAGAAUCUGAACCUAGUGCAGCUUCAAACAGACUUCCUAAAAUGUUAAUGUCCAUUAGUUCUUGUUAACUUCUAUAAAAUAGUCAUUGACUUAAAAGUUGCACACCAACUUCCAUUGUGUCCUUUAGUAAAGGGGAGGCUCCUGUGAAUUUGCUGAAUUGAUCUCAGGAUAGAAAACUGAGUUAUUGCUGGUGGUAUGCAGCAAGUUGCUGAAAUCAGAUGAGUAUCUUCAAAUUUCACAGCUUUUGUUUAAAACUUUUGUUUUUAUUAAACUAUAAUGCAGUACCUUGAAUUAGUGCUUCACUGGCGUAGAUUAUGCCACUAAAGUGCACACAAUGUACAUACCCAGAGCUUUUUUCAAAAACAGAAAAAUAACAAGUGGCUGUUGGGUUAAGUCAAACUCAUGCAUGUGCUGGUUAAACAAAAAGAAUUGUCAAAGGAGUUGAGGAGAAAUCCUGGGACUUAACACUGUUUAUUGGGUUGUUAACACCUAUGAGUUUUGAAUUAACACAGCUCUGCUGAUGCCUCAUUAUUUUAGGCUGAGCACGGAAUUGUUAUAGUGCAGAUGGAGGCCAUUCAGCUCUUCAUGUCUGCACCAAAAAUCUCUCCCCAUUCUAAUUUGUUGUCAAAAUCUUUGCUUUUUCCUUUGUAGCCCAUCAUUUUUCUAUUUAAAUAAUCAUUUAAUACUUCAUUUGAACCUGCCUCCACCACACUUCCAAGCAAUGCAUUCUAAACCCUAACUACUUUUUCAUGAAAAUGAUUUUUUGUUCACUCACCCCACAUUUGCUUCUUCCUCAAAACACUGUAAACUGUGCUGUCUAUGAUUCUUGAUCCUUUUGACAAACUGGAAUAGUUUAUCCUUAUCUAACCCAUCCAGAUUUCUCAUGAUUUUGAAAACUCCUAUCAAAUCUCCCCUUAGCUGUGUCUGAGGAAAACAGUCCUAGCUUCUCCAAUUUUUCCUCAUGACUGAAGUGUCUCCUCCCUGGAACAAUUCUCAUACACGUUUUCUGUACUGUCUCCAAAACAUUCACAUCCUUCCGAAAAUGUGGCAUCCAGAACCAGGUCCUAUGAAAAAUCGUCAUAAGUUUCCCUCCUCUUGUAUUGUAUGCCCUUAUUAAUGAAUUCUAGAAUACUGAAUGCAUUAUACACCUGCUCUACCACUUUUAAUGACUUAAAUUCAUGUACACCCAGGUCUUUCUGCUCCUACACACACUUUUUAGAAUGGUACAAUUCAUUUCAUUUUGUAAUAUUUUGCGUUUGUUUUUUUGAACCAAAGUGAAUCACCUAACACUUCUGUGUUUUUAACUUGAUCUGCCACGUGUCGGCCCACUCCACCACGUCAGUCUUUUUGAGACUGCUGCCCUCUCAAUUCACAUUUCUUCCAAGUUUUAUGUUGUCUGCAAACUAUGGAAUUGUCCCCUGCACAUCAAGAUCUGGAUCAUUUACGUGCAUCAGGAAAAGCAAUGGUUCUGACCUGAAACGUCAAUUUUUCUGCCCCUCUGAUGCUGCCUGGCCUGCUGUGUUCCUCCAGCUCUACACUGUGUUGUCCCAAUAUCAACCCUUGGGGAACUUCAGUACAAAUGUCCCUUCCACCCUUUAAAAAAUAACCAUUAAACAUUACUUUCUGCUUCCUACACUUCAGCCAAUGUAGUUUCCUUGUUGCUACUGUACCUUUUUAUCCUGUGACCAUUAACUUUCCUGUCAAAGCUGUUGUGUAUCAAUGGGCUUUUGGAAAUCCAUUUACACCAUAUCAAUAGCGUUCCCCUCAUCAGCCCACUGUUACCUCUUCAAAAAUCUCCAGCAAGUUGGACAUUGUUUUCCCUCAUUGAAUCCAUGCUGACUGUUUCUGAAUCAGCCCACAUUUUUCCAUGGGACUACUAAUUGUAUCCAACAUAAUUGUUUCUGGAUGCUUCCCCUCCCCCCAACCUGAUGAUCACCAUAAUAAAUUGAAUUCAUGUGUGCCAUUUCCCCUUUGUUACACAUUUGAAAAUGGUAUGUUAAUCACAUAAACAAAAUGAAGUUAAGAAAAGUUCAGUCCUAAUUGGGAAGAUAUUGAGAAAUUUGUCCAGCGAAUUUGUGUUAGUUCUUCCUGUACAUAUGAGUUUUUUUUUGUUUGGGUUCA
Messenger RNA from Rhincodon typus (whale shark), 3075 nucleotides. Its product is annotated as syntaxin-7-like. Gene Ontology annotation, biological process: vesicle fusion; intracellular protein transport; vesicle-mediated transport. The record is from RefSeq and is a predicted model, not a curated record. NCBI's taxonomy places the organism in Eukaryota, Metazoa, Chordata, Chondrichthyes, Orectolobiformes, Rhincodontidae. Gene Ontology annotation, cellular component: membrane; endomembrane system; synaptic vesicle. The transcript is spliced from 8 exons. Gene Ontology annotation, molecular function: SNAP receptor activity; SNARE binding. The coding region runs from base 98 to 835 and encodes 245 amino acids.